This is a messenger RNA of Monopterus albus (swamp eel), 8264 nucleotides long. It is a transcript of the gene col14a1a, whose product is annotated as collagen, type XIV, alpha 1a. The transcript is spliced from 49 exons. Lineage: Eukaryota; Metazoa; Chordata; Actinopteri; Synbranchiformes; Synbranchidae. Bases 371 to 5815 code for a protein of 1814 amino acids. Gene Ontology annotation, cellular component: interstitial matrix. Gene Ontology annotation, molecular function: protein binding. The record is from RefSeq and is a predicted model, not a curated record.
CUCUUUCUCUCUCUCUGAGAGAGAGAGCGAGCCCUGAUGAACCAGGGCGAAGGAGGAAAGGGCUGGGACAGGGAGGAAUCGCUGGAGGGAGGGAUGGCUGAAUAACGAGGAGAGAAACACCCACUCUGGAGUGACCGAACUGUAUCCGGAGAGAAGGAGUGAGAGGAAGAGGAGUAAGAAGAAAGAGGGAUCCUUGGGGAGGCAGAAGCAGCAGUAUUCUGGUAUUCUGAGGAUUUCCUUUGGGGGAUAAAAGGACGCUGUGAAUUGAUGACUGGAGAGGCUGGAGAGCAGGUGAUAAGGAGGGGAUGAGAAGGAGAGGGUGUGGAGAAGGUGCAGAGAACAGAAAGUGAGGGGUGAAAGGCAAAAAAAGAUGAUGGGAGAAGAGGAGAGGAGCUGUUGCGUUGGCUCUCCUAGCUGGAUGAUGGCACUCACCAAAUGUUCCUGGUCUAGACUGCUGGUUAUAAGGAUGUUCUCAGCAGGGCAGGUCAGGUGGUGCUUUUGGGCUCCACUGGUGUUACUGGCCCUAGUUUCCAAUUUCCCCAGUAAGGCACAGGGUCAAGUUCCAGCUCCGAGAAGGCUGCGUUUCAAAGUGCUGAGCUCAAGUAAGCUCCUUGUUUCAUGGAAGGAACCCAGAGGAGACUUUGACAGCUACCUGUUCCUCUACAACAGUAUACCAGGUGGUCAGCAGAGGGAGAUCACUCUGCCUAAAUUUCACAAUAAGGUGUUGAUAACGGACUACAACUCCACACUGGACUACACCUUCAGCAUCAUCGUCGUCAGCGGCAGCAAGCAGAGCAGACCACUCCAGGGCAGACAUAAAGCUGAAAAGGGUGAGAGUGACGGAGGAGAUGAGACUGGGCCCCAGAGGCUGCCUGAUUCAGCGGUACCUCCAGAGGAUGCCAACAAGAUCUCUGGAGCUGAUCAGUUUGUGUGCUACACUGAGGCCAUCGCAGACAUUGUCAUCCUUGUCGACGGAUCCUGGAGUAUUGGUCGGGUUAACUUCAGACUGGUUCGCAUGUUCUUGGAAAACCUGGUCAAUGCUUUUGAUGUUGGUAUUAAUAAGACAAGGAUAGGUCUGGCUCAGUACAGUGGUGAUCCCAGGAUAGAGUGGCAUCUAAAUGCUUUCUCCACUAAAGAUGCCGUCAUUGAUGCCGUCAAGAAUCUGCCCUACAAAGGAGGAAACACACUUACAGGCCUUGCUUUGACUUAUAUCUCAGAGAACUGCUUUAAGCCCGAGUCUGGCUCACGGGUUGGUGUACCCAAGAUCGGGAUCCUCAUCACAGACGGGAAGUCGCAGGAUGAUGUCAUACCACCUGCAGAGAGUCUGCGCAGUGCUGGCAUUGAGCUGUUUGCUAUUGGUGUCAAGAAUGCUGAUGAGAAUGAGUUGCACUCUAUUGCAUCACAGCCGGCCAACACUCAUGUCUACAAUGUUGCCGACUUCAACGUCAUGAGCUCCAUAGUCGAAGGACUAACCAGAACAGUGUGUGAGCAAGUGGAGCAGCAAGAUAAAGACAUCAAGGAGAAACACAUACCAGAGAAGACGGGACCACCACUUGACCUGUUGACAUCAGAGGUCACAGCCCGUAGCUUUCGGGUUUCAUGGAGCCAUGCCCCUGGAAAUGUAGAGAAAUACAGAGUGGUUUAUUAUCCUGUUCACGGAGGAGAACCACAAGAGGCUGUAGUGGACGGCAGCGAGACGUCAGCGGUGUUGCAGCAUCUCAGCUUGCUCACUGAGUAUCAACUAGCUGUGUUUGCUGUGUAUGCAAAUGAAGCAAGCGAAGCUCUGAGAGGAUCAGAAACAACCUUGGCUCUUCCCACAGUGACAGACCUCCAGCUGUUUGAUGUUACUCACAGCUCUAUGAAAGCAAGAUGGGACAGUGUGGAUGGAGUCUCUGGCUACUUGCUGCUCUAUGCGCCUCCUACUGCUGAUGGCGAUUUGGAUGAGGUGGAGAUAAAGUUGUCGGAUGGAGUGACAGAGCUGGAGCUCGACGGGUUGACUCCUCACACGGACUACACUGUCACUGUUUAUGCCAUGUUUGGAGAGGAGACCAGUGACCCUGUUACAAACCAGGAAACUACAUUACCACUGAGUCCUCCCAGCAACCUCCAGCUCUCUGACAUCACUCAUAACUCCGCCCACAUCAGCUGGGACCCAGCGCCCCGAGGAGUCGAAGGUUACCGCAUCGUGUGGGUCAAGACAGACGGACGGAUCACAGAGGAGGUGGAGGUGGGCCCAGUGAACUCCUAUGACCUCAGCGAGUUGACGCCUCUGAUGGAGUACUCAGUGUCCAUCUUUGCCUUGUACAGCGAGGGCCAGUCAGAGCCACUCAACGAUCGAUUCACUACCACUCCAGUUCCCGGGCCUCUGAACCUACGCUCCAGUGGUGUUGGUACAGACAGCUUUAAGGUCAGCUGGGAUCACUCGGCUGAUGACAUAGUACUUUACAGACUCUCCUGGGCGCCGUUCGCAGGUGGUGACUCAAAGGAGGUGAUCUUGAGUGGAAGUGAUAACAGAUACACUCUGAGCGAUCUGAGUCCGUCUACUGAGUACGAAGUGAUGCUGACGGCCAUAUUCAGCGAUGAAUCUGAGAGUGACACCAUCUCUGUGAUGGAGACGACAUUGGCCCAGACAACAACAGUUGCUUCCACAACCACAGUGGCACGUCAAGCUGUGAGGAACCUUCAGCUGAGCGAUGAGACCACCCAAAGCUUAGAGGCAUCAUGGGAGAUGGAUGACCCCCGUGUACAGAGCUACAGGGUCUCCUACGCUGUCCUCAGGGAUGACCACAAAGAAGAGUCUGUUUUAGUUCCUGGUGGUCAGAGGAGAGCAGUGCUUCAGCCUCUGCUGUCAGACACUCAGUACAAAGUCACAGUCACACCAGUGUACACAGAUGGAGAUGAUGGCAUCAGUGUCUCUGCGUUGGGAGCCACAUUACCCCUCUUUUCUCCUGGCAACCUCCGCGUGUCAGAGGAGUGGUAUAACCGCUUCAGGGUCACCUGGGAUCCACCUCGGUUUCCUACAGUGGGUUACAGGAUCGUCUACCAACCCAUUAAUGUUCCAGGACCAGCAUUGGAGACAAGAGUGGGCGAAGAUGUGAACUCUGUGCUCCUUGUGAAUCUACUAAGUGGGACGGAGUACAGUCUUCAGGUGACAGCUUCCUACCCUGCAGGACAAAGUGAACCACUGCUUGUGAAUGCCAAGACAUUGUUCCUGGGAAUCUCUGGCUUGUCCACCUACCAGGUGCGUCACAACAGCAUGUGUGUCCAGUGGCAACCUCUACUACAUGCCACAAUAUACAGACUCUUCAUACAGUCUACACUUAAUGGUCAGAGGCAGGAAGUGAGCCAGGGAGGUGGUGCUUCCCGACAGUGUUUCUACAACCUGACUCCUAGCAGCCAGUACCAGAUCAGCAUUCACACACAGAUACAAGGAAUGGAGGGACCUUCGGUCUCCAUCACUGACAUGACAAUGCCAGCACCCACUCAAGCUCCAACAGAGGCACCCACCACAGAACCCCCUCCCACCAUCCCACCUGCUAAAGAAGUGUGUAAGGAGGCCAAGGCUGACCUGGUGUUCCUAGUGGAUGGCUCUUGGUCCAUCGGAGAUGACAACUUCAUGAAGAUCACACGUUUCCUCUACAGCACCAUGGGAUCACUGGAUCUGAUUGGCCCAGAUGGCACCCAGGUGGCCGUUGUUCAGUUCAGUGAUGAUGCUCGGACCGAAUUCCAGCUGAGUUCCUAUGGCGACAAGGAAGCGCUGCUGGAUGCUAUUCAGAGGAUCAGAUACAAGGGAGGAAACACCAAGACAGGUCGGGCCAUCAAACAUGUGAGAGACUCCAUUUUCACCUCUGAGGCUGGGGCCAGACGGGGCAUUCCCAGAGUCCUGGUUGUUCUUACUGAUGGACGUUCACAAGAUGAUGUUAACCAAGUGUCCAAGGAGAUGCAGAUGGACGGUCAUGUCAUCUUUGCCAUUGGCUUUGCUGAUGCAGACUAUGGAGAGCUGGUGAAUAUCGCCAGUAAGCCCAGCGAUAGACACGUCUUUUUUGUGGACGAUUUGGAUGCUGUGAAGAAAAUCGAAGAACAGCUCAUUACCUUUGUGUGCGAGGCUGUCACCGCCACUUGUCCAUCUGUUUGGAUGAGCGGUAACACAAUGGCAGGCUUCCGUAUGAUGGAGAAGUUUGGCUUGGUAGAGAAGGAGUACAGCACCAUACCAGGAGUUUCUCUGGAGCUGGGUUCAUUCAACAGCUUCCCCUGUUACAGGUUACACCGAGACGCCCUGGUGUCACAGCCCACCAAGUACCUUCACCCUGAGGGUUUACCCUCUGACUACACCAUUUCUAUGAUGCUCCGCCUACUUCCUGAGACUCCACAGGAGCCCUUUGCAUUGUGGGAAAUCCUCAGCAAAAACGGCAAUCCACUUGUGGGACUAAUCCUGGACAACUCUGGGAAGACCUUGACAUUCUUCAAUCAUGACUACAAAGGAGAUUUCCAGAAUGUUACCUUCGAAGGAACUGGAAUCAAAAGAAUCUUCCAUGGCAGCUUCCACAAGCUCCAUGUAACCAUCAGCAAAACAUCCGUGAAGGUGGUGUUAGAUUGUUCUGUGGUUGGGGAGAAACCAAUAAAUGCAGCUGGCAACAUCACCACUGAUGGAGAGGAGGUCCUGGGAAGGAUGGUUCAUUCCAGUGGCACACGGGACAGAUCUGCUUCAUUCCAGCUCCAGAUGUUUGACAUCAUCUGCAGUACAUCCUGGGCCAGCAGAGAUAAGUGCUGUGAGCUGCCAGCAUUAAGAGUUGAAGAGCACUGCCCUGCCAUGCCUCAUGCUUGUACCUGCUCCCAAGACAGCAAAGGACCUCCAGGUCCCUCUGGCCCCCCUGGCAGCCCAGGCAUAAGGGGAGCCAGGGGGGAUAGAGGAGAGCCUGGAGUGACGGGACCUCAAGGACCUGUAGGAGAAAGUGGCCCUCCUGGACCCCUGGGACCGCCAGGUCCUCAAGGACCCAGUGGACUCUCUAUUCAAGGGCCUUCAGGUGUUACUGGGGAGAAGGGAGAGAGAGGAGAGAUCGGACCAGCCGGACAAAUGGGUGUUCCUGGUAGCCCUGGCUCACCCGGCAGAGACGGUCCCCCAGGAGCAAGGGGUCUGCCAGGUAAUAAUGGACCACAGGGACAACAAGGACCCCCUGGACCCAUUGGAGCACCUGGAGCACCUGGAUCUCCAGGACUAGGUGGGCCAGCAGGACCCCAAGGGGAUCAAGGGCUUCCAGGUCCUGCUGGUACCAAAGGCGAUAAGGGAGAAAGAGGUGAUGUCCAGUCUCAAGCUGCUGUGCGUGCCAUCGCACGGCAAGUGUGUGAGCAGCUCAUCCAGAGCCACUUGUCUCACUAUAGCUCCAUACUGAACCAGAUCCCUGUUCAGGCAGCAGUGUCCGUCCAAGCAGUUCCUGGACCACCAGGGGAGCCAGGUAGGAGAGGCCCCCCUGGACCUCAGGGAGAGCAAGGUCCACCCGGAGGACCAGGCUUCCCCGGUGCCAACGGCCAGAAUGGACGACCAGGAGAAAGAGGUCUGCCAGGAGAGAAGGGGGAGAGGGGGAGUCCAGGGGUUGGGAUUCAGGGACCUCGAGGACCACCUGGACCUCCAGGGCUGCCAGGUGAAGGACGAACAGGCAGCCAGGGCCCACCGGGUCGGCCCGGUAGUCCUGGGACAGCAGGGAGGCCGGGGAGUCCGGGUACCACAGGACCAGCUGGCCCACCAGGAUACUGUGACCAGAGCUCUUGUCUGGGAUACAACAUUGGAGUUCAACAGGACUAUGGGAAUGAUUACUGAAGAACUGUCUGCAACCGUUGUACUCCUCCUCCUCCUCCUCCUCCAUCCACAUUCUGUACAUAAGACUAGAAACUUGGGAUGGAUAAUUACUCCUGACCCCCGGUGUUGAACCUCUAAUCCCUGCAGCAGUGGUUUUAAAAUGUUGGUUCUUUGGAGACUUUUCCAAAAUGACUCCCAAACCCGUGCUACGUUUAUUUGCAGGAUCAUGCUUGAAAUUCUGAAAACAGCCUGGAUACUUUUAUUCACCCAGUUUAUGCUGAAAAGCAGGGUGACUUCAUAACAGCACAAAUAAUUUUUUUAGCAACUUGGUGCACUCAGUUGGAUCAAUCAAAUGGAAUCAUUAACACCACAUUUUCAGACUUUAUGCUCAUGGUGCUGAUUCCUGACUAUGAGUAGAAACUGGAUUCCUUUUUCUAUCAUUUGUAUUUCUUGGUUGAGCCUAUUGGUUAAGAUGGCUGUUUGAUCAUCUGGCAGUCCGAGACACAUGGAUUAGCGUACCAAUCACCACCGCUGAUCAGUGCCAAUUGUCAACAAAUGCUUGUACACAUAAUGCUUUGCUGCUGCGGCCUUCACCCAGCUUCAAGCUAAAAUCUGUUCAGAGCUAGUGAUUAAUUGAUUUGAUACUGACUGGCUGCCUUCAUUACUAAAUAACCACUCCUAUCUGUAUAACUCAUGUACUGUCAGUAGAAAAUCUAAAUUCCACCCCUGAUGUGACCCUGAUUUUUCUUCUCAUUAACCCAUUUCCCAUUAACCAGUCUUUUUGACUUUGGCCCCAAAUCGGCUCAUGCGCAGUCCCAGAUAAACUGUUUGUGUUGAGAUAACACAAACAAAAUCAUUUUAACUUGUGUGUAGUUACAUUUCAGAGUGUACAUGCUUCCAAUUCCUGUUGCUUUUCUAUUCAGACCCCAACUGAACAUCUUAACUUCUACCAUGCUGCCUCCUUGUUGCUUUUAAGUGCUGGUGGCGUUUAUAGUAGCUGUACUCCCAAAGACUUCCUCAAAACCUUGCUUACCAGUUGUGGUGGUUUGAUGUUAAAUAGCGUUGAUCCAGGCACAUUUUCUCCAACUGACCCUAAUAUUCCCACCGCCCCAGUCCAACCCCUGCCCCAUGGUGGCUACCAGCCCUACAACCAGCUGCACAAUCCUGCUGCGGUGGCUUACAACGACCGAGGAGAAGAGGAGGAGGAGGAGGAAGAGCAAGAGCAGUGUCCCUAUUACCACCGUGGUUACCCUCCUCAGUACUACUCCCAACAGCCUUCUCAAGGUCGCCACGGUUACCACUCGAGUCCUACCCACUCUGAGGACAUGGAGCUGAGGUCACCUGGCAUCAUAAGCUUUUCACAAGACGCUCUUGUCAUGGAAGAGAAUGAGGAGGAAGGACUUUAAAGGAAGGAUGGUCUCACCCAAAGUGCUUGGAAACAGACAGUGACACACACAAACCGCCGUCGUCUCCCAUCUGGAACUGUGGUGAGAGACUGUCUCCCUGCAUCUCUAGUGGUUUCCUCCACCAGGUGAAACGAUGUAAAUAGCUCUGUGGACUCUCAUACGAUAUCUCUGUCAGAGGGAGGUCCAAAAAGUGCCUGAUCCUUGUUCGCGUUGUCCAGUGGUAAUGUAAAGGUAAGACGUGUUUCUUCCCAUCUCACACCUGAUUUCAGGACUAAACCCUUAUUUUUGUGUGAAGCUGCAUGUUUCUUUUGAGCCAACCAGUGAGCGUGUAACUGGACACGUGCAUUUUGUUUUGGUUGUAUGUAACUAGCUCGAUAAUUCUACAGUUUAAAUCAGCAGACGAUAAGCUGGCGCCAUUUGUACAGGCUGUUUUUUUGUUUUUUACAAUGGUGAAUCAUGUUUCCCCUGCAGAGGAACAAUGAAAUGUUUUUGAAGUGAUUCUUCCAUACAGUCUUGUGUUUGUGCAACACAAAGUUGAUCACUUUUUUAAAUUCUCAUUUUUUAUCCAGAGAAAAUCUGGCUGCCAAUGACAUUCUGUCCUGUAAUGUUUUAUUCAAAGAUUGAGCAGGUCUAUUCUGGGUUUUAAUACUCAGACAUGUGGUGAAUUUAUAGGACAAGUCUAUGUUGUUGGUGUCUUGUGUUGCUGCCCCAGUUUAGUUUAUUGUUCUUAUGCAAAGGCGGGCCUGCUCACUGGUUGACCUCUCUCUGGAAGGAGACCUCCAGCCAGUUAUUAUUCUAAACAGUCAGCUGCGGCUCAGUGAAAGGAAUCAUGAUUGAAUGAGAAGUGUAAACUUGGCUCCUCCUGCACUGCAGUCAAGAAAAAAAAAACACAACAAGCUCUAAAUGUUUAGCCGUGAGCUGGUCCCGGUCUGUUCGAGAUUUAAACUGUCAAGCUUGAACAGUUUUAAUCAGGAAUGUGUCCACCACCACGCCCUUUAGUAUGAAAUGAACUUAUUUAUUUUCUAUUUUGUUUGCUUUUAUAACCAAUAAAUCUGAGUACAAAA